UGAUGUAGCUUUCCAGCUCACUGACUGCUGCAUCUGUCACUUAAGAGAGCGUGCACCGUAUAUCUCGUAUUUUUGAAAUGGAAUAACUCCACAGUCACAAGGAGGACUACUUGACCAACUCUUUUUCUUCCCAUGGUGCAUGAAGGACCGGUUUGGAUGGGAUCUAUGGAGAUGGACGGGAUCGGCAACACCAUGCAGAAGAAGGCUGCUGAGCUGGAGCGCAUGGCCGAGGUGCUCGUCACCGGAGAACAGCUGAGGCUGCGUCUCCACGAGGGGAAGGUGAUCAAGGAUCGUCGGCACCACUUGAGAACCUACCCAAACUGCUUUGUGGCCAAGGAGCUCAUCGAUUGGCUGAUUGAGCACAAGGAGGCCUUGGAUCGAGAUACGGCCAUUAAGAUUAUGCAGAAACUCCUAGACCAGAGCAUCAUUCAUCACGUGUGUGACGAGCAUCGGGAGUUUAAAGACAUGAAGUUGUUCUACCGCUUCCGGAAAGAUGACGGGACCUUCCCACUGGAUAACGAAGCCAAGGUCUUCAUGAGGGGCCAGAGGAUCUAUGAGAAGUUGAUGACUAUGGAAAACAACCUAUUACAGACCAGAGAGGAGGAGGGCGGGACCUUUGAGCGGACGCUGGUGGCCUCUGAGUUCAUUGAUUGGCUGCUGCAGGAGGGGGAGAUGGCGACCAGGGAGGAGACAGAGGAACUUGGGCGGAGACUUCUUGAACACGGCAUCAUCCAGCAUGUGACCAACAAGCACCACUUUGUCGACGGGGCCCUGCUGUACCAGUUCAGGAUGAACUUUCGUCGCCGGCGGCGUUUAAUUGAGCUGCUUAAUGAGCGCGGCCGCUGCAUCCCCGAGAGCCACGACAGCCCCUUCUGUCUCCGCAAGCAGAACUCGGAUGGAGGCAACACGAGCUUCCUCUCAGUGAGUCCUACUAAGGAGAUAAAGGUUGUAGUGGGGGCUCGGCGGAGCAGCAUGAGCAGCAGCUGUGGUAGCAGCGGUUAUUACAGUAGCAGUCCUACACUCAGCAGCAGUCCACCUGUCCUCUGUAACCCCAAGUCUGUUCUGAAAAGGCAAGUGAGUCCGGAGGAGCUGCAAACACCAGGAGGGCCCUUCAUAAAGAAGACAUUCACUAUUGUCGGUGAUGCCGUGGGUUGGGGUUUUGUGGUGCGAGGCAACAAACCCUGUCACAUCCAGGCUGUGGACCCCAGUGGACCUGCAGCUGCUGCCGGCAUGAAGGUGUGUCAGUUUGUGGUGGCAGUGAACGGUCUCAACGUCCUCUUCCUGGACUACCGGACCGUCAGCAACCUCAUCCUGACCGGGCCCAGAACUGUCGUCAUGGAAGUCAUGGAAGGGGUAUAAUACCGAUGAGAAGACCAUGUGCAGGCCUUGUGAGGGAGUGAUGGCAUACUGAUGGAGUUCAGAAGCUGAACUUUUUGCACUAGACAUCAGAGCCGCAGCGACGGUGAAAUGUGGAGGAGCCGAGGGGGGAAGUGUGAGAAAGAAAGAGGGGGGGGGUAUCAUAGUUGAGCAACUGACUGAACUCUAAAUACAAGCCAGAGUCUCUCCGCACACAUUGUUUUUUUGUGAUCCUAUGACCCGGAUAUAUUGGACGACUGAGUAGACAGGUAUAUUUAGAAAAAGUGAGUAUUUGAGUGGAGUAAAUGGCGUAACCCCUCAACAAAACAUGCAAAUAAUUCUUGAUGUGUCUUUGCACCUAGGAGACCUGUGAACGAGAGAGUAAAACGGUGGACAGCCACCGUGACCCCACAAAGACUUGCGGUCUUAAAUUAGGAGGCCCCGACAAGGAGUAUGUUCCUGACAAAGAAGUGGAAUAGAAAGUCAACUAUUCCCUGCCAUCAGUAAUGUUUGGGUUGGGAACCAAAAGUGUAGUAUGGGUUUCUUGGUGCUCAUGUGUGGUUUAAAAAUAAUAAUAAUUUUUUUAAAGUUCUUGUUCUGAGACGGGUCACAUUGAAACAUUUAGUGACCUCUGUCCUAGUUUCAGCAGCGAUAGCCACUCCAGUUAAAAUUGUCCCUGCACUGCCCUCUGCUGGGCCUCUGGUGGCAUAACGUUCCAAUUUAUGAAGCGUUUAAAAAAAAAAACCCAAAUCUCAGACCUAACGUUACAAUCCAUAAAACAUGUGGCUGUUCUUGGCACGUGAGAGCCCAAGAGCAGAAAUAGUUCAAGCAGGCGGAUUCACAUCUGCUAAGUAUUAAUAAAAACAACAAUGUUAAAACAGAACAACAAAAAAUCAGUGAUUUUACACAUUGUAUGUAUAUAACAAAACUGGAGAAGGUAAAGAGUGCCUGCUUGAAGGCAUGUUGGACAAAUCCUCUUGAAAGGAUCCUGUUGAAAGUAUCAACAUUACAUGUACCUUACGUACCUUGCCUGUACGCAAGUGAAAGCAUCUUAAUCAAGAUACGCUUACAAGACGUUGUAGCCAUUUGGUUAAAAAGACAGAAAACUACCUUCCACACAUGAUUUCACAAGAUUUCAGUAUGAUAAAAAAAAAAAAGAAAAGCGAAUGGAAGAAAAAUGGAGAUCAUUCGAUCAUGACUCAAUGACGCACAAAUUCAGAAUUAUAUUGAUUUGAAUAGGGAUUUAGAAUCUGUAAAAUGCCUCAUUAAUAUUAUACCUACAAUGUGUUCAGUUGGCGGUAGUGUUUAGUGCAGUGUUUUAACCAGGGCCUGUUAAGGUAAACCCUGCUCGUCUGCCCAUCGCUAGAGACCAUGUCAAUUUUCCAUUAAUGUGAAAAUUGUGUGUGCUCACUUUACAUUCGGAGGUAAUAUACUAUAGCACAGUUAUAUAGGCUAUGUAGCUUGAUUAUGUCAGCACUUGAAUUAAUCGGAGAUAUUGGUUUUGAUUGACUACAGCACUUAAUCCCAAUCGUAGUUAAAACUUAUUUCGUUCAACUUACAAUGCAUAUAUUCCGAGAAGUUGAUGUUGUUGUAUCUAACCUCUCUAGUUGGAAAUUAGUAGGGAAAAAAAAUAACUCCCAUAUGAUAUUUUCCCCUCUAUAACCUGAAAUCAUUUGUUCCCCCUGCAACAGCCAUCAUUUAAAGUUGACGUAUAAUCACUCACUGCAGGAAAUGAAGCGUGCUGACUGUAUGUACGGUGGGAUCACACCAGUACAGACUUGUCAGGAAGGAGGGCAGACGAUUCAUGUCUUCCUUUAUUGUCUUAGUAAAUGUAUAGUUGCUAUGAGCAAACAGUACUCGCUAAAAAGUUUAAUUGCAACUUGCAUCAACUACUUUUUUUUUUUUUAAAGUGGGUACUCGAUAAUGAGUAAUGUCUCGGCACUACCACAUAUUUCAUGUAAUGUUGUUGUUUGACUGCCUGAUCAGUUUGGACGUCUACGUUGAGGCAAUUCACUUUCAGUUCAAUCGGGUUCAAAUGUGCAUGGAAGUUGCAGUUCGUUUGCUGACAAUUUUGUAUUGAAGUCGAGGGUUGCAGAUGUUUCAGACUCGGUUGUUGGGCAGUAUGUGACAGCUUCCUCGCUUCAGUAGUGUUUCAAAACUUUGCAGAGUAUUUGAGAGUAUUGAAAAGUUGGUGCACUCUGCUCCCUGUAUUGAUAGAAAGGGAACCGGAUCACAACCCGGCCUGACAUUUACAUCGAUUCAUCUGUGAUGCUUUUGUGAUACGACUGAUCUGUGAUAUGAUCGAUAUAUCUGUGAUCAUCAUCAUCAUACUUGCCUCCGUUUGACAACUUCUCUAUCUUAAGUUACCGGCUGGCUGCUGUGGUCAGCUGUGCCGAUUUGUUGUCUAACUUGGAAACUCAUCCAUAGAAGGAUAGUACUAUGUCAGAGGUGAAGUAUACUGCUUAUAUAUUCAGGUGAUAUGUCAGUAGUCCAUAGUUAGAGAUCAAGACAUUUGUUCACUCGUCUUGUCCCGACGAUUUUCUACUGAAAUUGUAACAACAUAAGGCACACGAACGAAACUGUUUUAGUCCAUUAAGAGAACAUUUUCAGAUAAUCAGUACUGUAAAAAUGUCUAACGUGUGUUUCAUAUUGGCUAUCUUGUUUUCUCUGCUGUGCUUAAAUGUUAUAUUGAGGAGUGAAAUGCAUGAUUUUUUUUCAAAAUCCCUGUCUGUUUAUGUAGCACUAGCUUAUAAUAAUACAGAGGAUUUCCUCAAUUUGUUGACUGACAGGACCAUAAUUUGCCUAAAAUCAUUGGAGGGUUGAGAUAACACUUUGUCCGUCGGUUUAAAAUGCACAUUUAGCAGUCGGAACAAGUCCUCGCUGUUAGAGCUGGUUUCUGCAUGGUUGUUCUCAUGUAGGACCUCCACAGGCUAUAUUGCAAGACCUCCACAACAUGCACACAUGCAUAAAAAGAGACCUAUUUUAGGGCGUCCGGGUAGCGUAGCGGUCUAUUCCGUUGCCUCCCAACAUGGGGAUCACCUGUUCGAAUCCCCGUGUUACCUCUGGCUUGGUCGGGCGUCCCUUCAGACAGAAUUGGCCGUGUCUGUGGGUGGGCGGACGGAUGUGGGCAUGUGUCCUGGUCGCUGCACUAGCACCUCCUCUGGUCAGUCGGGGCGCCUGUUCGGGGAGGAGGGGGAAGUGGGGGGAAUAGCGUGAUCCUCCCACGCGCUACGUCCCCCUGGUGAAACUCCUCACUGUCAGGUGAAAAUUGUCUAGCUAAUCCACAUGAAUCGGAGGAGGCAUGUGGUAGUCUGCAGCCCUCCCCAGACCGGCAGAGGGGGUGGAGCAGCGACCAGGAUGGCUCGGAAGAGUGAGGUAAUUGGCCGGGUACGAUUGGGGAGAAAAGGGGGGUAACCCCCCCUCAAAAAAGAGACCUAUUUUAGUGCUAAUGUGUAAUUCCCCACUAAUUUUGUUACAUGGUGGGUUGCCAAACCACACGGUGUGUUUUGUAUAAAGCUCGUGUAGGUUUUCAAGUUUGUUUUGGAAAUGGGUUCAACUGAGUAUAACCAAGAACCAACCGGGGAAAUCAGACAGGAGCACAGACUCCAUCUUGUUUCGGCUAUGUGAGAUGCCGUAUCGCAGAGUUUUCUAUAAGCCCAAAGCAAGUGUUAUGGAAACCAGUCGCUAUUUUCAACACUGGUGUCAUCUGGUAAUACACAUCCGUUGUUACGGCACUGAUCAGCACGACCUGUAAACGCCGUAGCAGCAACUGGAAAAGCUGAACAUUUAUCAUCCCAGACCACACACGCAUUAAGUGUUCUCAUUAAGAGUGUAUCGUGCAAUGCAGAUUCUCGCAGACUUAAAGUGUAAAUAUCUUGGUUUGUGCAUAGGCUCAUAUCCCUGACACUUUCUUCUUUUUUUUUUUUUUUGCAUUGCUUAGCCUAUGUGAAGCUUUCUCUCCAGGAAUGAGGCCAGUUCUUUAACUGUGCUCGGGGGAACCAUUUGGCUGAAAUUGUGUUGAUUUUUUUUUCUUCUUUGCUACUGAAAGAAAUGAAAAUAUGGCAAUGAUGCUUGGACAAUAUAUUGAGGUAUGAAGGCAAAGCGGAUGGGAAACGUUACCUGCAUCAGAGAUGGGAAUUUGCAAAGAGGACAAAGGUCACGGAGAUAAGGUUGGGUUUUGAGGUGACAGGUUUGCCCAUCCUGCCUUGAUAUAAUGCAUCUGUGUCUGGGGGCCGCUGACCCGGCUGGGGCUGAUGGCUCACCGAUGGCUGGUUGGAGUUUGCUGCCUGUUAAAGUGAUAUGCUUGAAAACGUUUGCCUUAAGAAUUUAUAUUGCUGCUAAUCACAGUUGGUGGUCAUCUUAUCUGUUCCCGUCUUUUUUAAUCAAAAGAUUUUAGUUGACGUUGAUUUUUUUUUUCCUUGAAGAAUCGCAACGCAUAAAUGCUGGUUGUACAAUGUGACCCCCCUUAUGUUGCGUUGACAAUGGAGGCAUCCUGUUCUCUAGCACAAAGGAUGUUUAGAAAGCUGCCAUCUAGCAUGUCUUCUUUACUUUAUGCAGAUCAUAUUGUCAAAUUAAUGCUUCUUCUUCUUUUUUUUGGCUCACUCAUUUUAAAGGGAUAUAUUUUUGCAUUUACAUUCACCUCAUCAGGCCAGAGUCAGGGCCCAAACAUCUUCAGCUCUCACAGCUAUUUUAUUUUAUUUUCUUAUCACAGAGAGAGAAUGGGGUGAUGACGACAGUAGAGUAUUCUCACUGUUUCACGGUCUGUUUCUCCAGCAACAAUUCAUUUUGAUGUUCUAAUGUAUGAAAAGGUCACAUGAUGUGGUUAAUAAACAUACCCAUAUGAGUCCA
Molecule: messenger RNA, 6204 nt
Organism: Lampris incognitus (smalleye Pacific opah)
Lineage: Eukaryota; Metazoa; Chordata; Actinopteri; Lampriformes; Lampridae
Gene: deptor
Product: DEP domain containing MTOR-interacting protein
Exons: 10
Coding region: 133-1359 (408 amino acids)
Biological process (GO): negative regulation of TOR signaling; intracellular signal transduction
Molecular function (GO): protein binding
Source: RefSeq, a predicted model, not a curated record